AAGAAAUAAUACUUAAUAAUGUGGCAAUUUUCAAAGGAAUCAUAAAAACGCUUCAGUGAACAAAAAGGCAUGGCUGAGUUACCAAAACCAGCAUUAUCCUAGAACUGCAAAUAAAUCUUAGUGAAAUUUGCAAGUAAAAGAGAACAGAAUGUCAAAUCUUACCUCCAAUUCUGGAUUCUUUCUUCUGGAAUUUUCUCAAGUUCGAGAAUUACAGAUCUUAUAUUUCUUCCUGUUUCUAACAGUAUACCUGAUCACCUUGCUGGGGAACCUUUUCACCAUCAUUUCAAUUGCUCUCGACCAUCAUCUGCACACACCAAUGUACUUCUUCUUAAUGAACCUGGCAAUUAUUGAUAUUGGUUCCAUAUCAUCCAUUAUACCCAAAUCCAUACUGAACUCACUCAUGAACAAUAGUUUCAUCUCUUAUUUUGAAUGUGCCAUUCAAGUUUUCUUUUUCUUUUUCUUUGAUGCAUCUGAGAUCUUUCUUUUAACAGUAAUGGCACAUGACCGUCAUGUUGCUAUUUACAAUCCAUUACAAUAUGAAACAAUAAUGAACAGUGGGGCCUGUAUUAAAAUGGUAGCCAUUGUGUGGAUAACUGGUUUCCUUUAUGCCACACUGCAUACAAGUGGCACAUUUUCAAUAACUUUCUGCUCAAAUAAAAUUGACCAAUUUUUCUGUGAAAUCCCUAAACUACUGAAACUUUCUUGCUCUGACCUAUACCUAGUGGAAGCUGUUCUUCUUGUAGUGGGCUCUAGCCUAGGGAUUGGAUGCUUUAUCUUCAUCAUUACAAGUUAUGUAUGGAUAUUCAAAGCUGUACUACAGAUCCCUUCUGUACUCGGACAGAAAAAGGCCCUCUCUACUUGCCUCCCACAUCUAAUUGUAGUCUCAGUGCUUGUUUGUUUGGCUGUUUUGGUCUAUGCCCGACCUCCCAGCAAUAGUUCAUCUUAUUUAGACUUGGUUUUUGCCAUGAUAUAUGUGAUUUUUCCUCCUAUGAUGAAUCCAUUCAUCUACAGCUUUAGAAAUAAGGAGUUUCAGAAUGCCUUGUGCAAGUUCUUAAACCUUAGGCAACUUUUCCACAUUUUUUCCAAGUUUUUCUAAAAUUAUUGGGAUAAUAGGUUUUCUUUUCCAAACAGCCCUUCUCCCUAUAUUAUAUACUUCAUAGUUUAUUUUAAAAUAUAUCUAUUGUUUGCUUGUAGGCACAGCUAGUAUAGUUUUGAUAAAAAUAAACAAUAUUAAUUAUACAUAAUGAGAAAAAUGUGAAAAAGAAAGGAAAGGGGAAGAUAGGAGAAGAGAAGAAAACUUUUGUCAGGCAAGUUAUUUUUUAUUUUAUUUUUAUUUUAUUAUUCUAUUCUGUUAUGUUCUGGGUUUACAUUUACAUACUUCCACAAGUUGCUAGUUCAAAAUUGAAACAAUGCAGCAUAAUUAAAUACAAUCAAUUUAAUACAAUACAAUACAACACUUUAUUAGUUUAAAAUAACACUAGUUAUUUUAAAGGAUGUUACAGUAUAUUUAGGAUAGGCGGAAAGGGCAGAGAGAAAAGAAGAUUUUAAAACAGUGUAUGAUUUUUGAUAAAUCACAGUGGUAGAUCUAGCAAGUUGAUUGUUUAUUUGUUUGGAUUUUUUUUCUUAAGUAUUAAAAUCAGUUUGGACAAUCAUUUGACAAAGGGAGUAAUAUAGAAGAAGAAUGCUAUCCCACUAGAGUUUUUUAGUUUGUUUGUUUAUUUGUUUGUUUGUUUCAAUAGAUGAGUUUUAACUUUAGACAGAAAACAAAGCAAGGAUCUCAGAAAAUAUUCAGAAAUGGUUUAUCAAGUUAUUUGAUAAUAUUUGUUAGUCAUUUUUCCUGCUACUGUAUUAAAAAUGAACAAUUAAUACUUAUCCUAAAGAAAGUGUACCAGCUUUUUCUCAUUCAUCUCCACUAUGAAAUUCAACCUAUGUAUUAGUUUUAUACAAUGUGCAAAAAGAAACUGUUUUUCAAUAUUAAAAUAAUUAUCAAAAGUUCUUCUUAGAUUAAAUAAAUAAAUGUUAUUAUAUUUAAAU
This is a messenger RNA of Crotalus tigris (Tiger rattlesnake), 2034 nucleotides long. Its product is annotated as olfactory receptor 14A2-like. Gene Ontology annotation, cellular component: membrane. The transcript is spliced from 2 exons. The record is from RefSeq and is a predicted model, not a curated record. Lineage: Eukaryota; Metazoa; Chordata; Lepidosauria; Squamata; Viperidae. Gene Ontology annotation, biological process: G protein-coupled receptor signaling pathway. Gene Ontology annotation, molecular function: odorant binding; olfactory receptor activity; G protein-coupled receptor activity. The coding region runs from base 149 to 1096 and encodes 315 amino acids.